CCAGAAAACCCCCGAAAAAAAGUGAUCCAACAACCAAAGAAAGCUCCUUUUUUUCUCUCCCCCCUCUAUUUUCUCUCUCUUGUUCGAAACGAGCUGAGCAAUGGCGCGGCGGCCGGCGGCGGCAGCAGCAGCACAAACGGCGGGGCCCUCCGCUUCUUCUCUAGCAUCGCAGCAGUUCUCUGGGCUUCGCCGCUCGUUCUCUAUCUCUCCUUCUUCUUCAUCGAACGGUCUCUUUUUUGAGGGUGUUCAGUCAAAGAUCCGCCUUUGUUCUUCGAUUAGAGGUCCCAGAGGCGUUGUUGCCAUGGCUGGAUCGGGAAAGUUUUUUGUUGGAGGCAACUGGAAAUGUAAUGGCACAAAAGAUUCUAUUAAUAAACUCGUCUCUGACUUGAAUGGUGCUAAGAUGGAAAAUGAUGUGGAUGUUGUUGUUGCACCUCCCUUUGUUUAUAUUGAUCAGGUGAAGAAUUCAUUGACUGAUCGUAUUGAAAUAUCUGCUCAGAAUUCUUGGGUUGGAAAGGGUGGAGCAUUCACAGGAGAGAUCAGUGUGGAGCAACUUAUAGAUAUUGGCUGCAAGUGGGUUAUUCUUGGUCAUUCUGAGCGCAGACAUGUUAUUGGCGAAGAUGAUCAGUUCAUUGGAAACAAAGCUGCAUAUGCUCUGAGUCAGAAUCUUAAGGUCAUUGCCUGUAUAGGAGAGAAGUUAGAAGAAAGAGAAUCCGGAAAAACAUUUGAUGUCUGCUUCCAGCAGAUGAAAGCUUUUGCAGAUAAUAUAACAAGUUGGACCGAUGUUGUUAUUGCCUAUGAGCCUGUAUGGGCAAUUGGCACGGGCAAAGUAGCUACGCCACAGCAGGCUCAGGAAGUGCAUGUUGCUGUUCGUGACUGGCUCAAGAACAACAUCUCAGCUGAAGUUGCUUCUACAACACGUAUUAUUUAUGGAGGUUCAGUGAAUGGAAGCAAUUGUGCUGAGCUUGCAAAGCAAGAAGAUAUAGAUGGAUUCCUUGUUGGAGGUGCUUCUCUGAAGGGUCCAGAGUUUGCUACCAUAGUCAAUUCAGUGACUUCAAAGAAAGUUGCUGCUUGAAAUAUUGUCCAGUCUGUAUGCCAGGGGUGAAUAAGUUUCCGGGGAUGAGCUCGGCAACUCGGCCGAAAAACAAUUGACUCGAGCGAAUCACAUUCGUGAUUCUUGUUACGACUUAAAACUGUUUUUGAAAAGUUUUCAGUGAAAGGGUAUGAAUAAACACUUAUAGUUGUUAUAACAAACUUAAGAGCAAUGGAGUAAGGACCUCUUUUUAUGCCCA
Messenger RNA from Asparagus officinalis (garden asparagus), 1289 nucleotides. RefSeq names its product triosephosphate isomerase, chloroplastic. The record is from RefSeq and is a predicted model, not a curated record. The transcript is spliced from 9 exons. Gene Ontology annotation, cellular component: cytosol. Gene Ontology annotation, biological process: gluconeogenesis; glycolytic process; glyceraldehyde-3-phosphate biosynthetic process. Lineage: Eukaryota; Viridiplantae; Streptophyta; Magnoliopsida; Asparagales; Asparagaceae. The coding region runs from base 101 to 1072 and encodes 323 amino acids. Gene Ontology annotation, molecular function: triose-phosphate isomerase activity.